Euleptes europaea (tarantolino) is the source of this 4446-nucleotide messenger RNA. It is a transcript of the gene PNPLA6, whose product is annotated as patatin like phospholipase domain containing 6. Gene Ontology annotation, molecular function: phosphatidylcholine lysophospholipase A1 activity. Bases 1 to 4446 code for a protein of 1481 amino acids. Gene Ontology annotation, cellular component: endoplasmic reticulum. NCBI's taxonomy places the organism in Eukaryota, Metazoa, Chordata, Lepidosauria, Squamata, Sphaerodactylidae. The transcript is spliced from 36 exons. The record is from RefSeq and is a predicted model, not a curated record. Gene Ontology annotation, biological process: lipid metabolic process.
AUGGGUGCCGCGUGGGGGCCCCCUGGCAUCCUGGGGGCCCCAGUGGUGGCUUCUGAGUCUGGAGCGAGCCGUGGGGCCUUGGCUGGGCCCGAGUGCUCCAGAGAGCCCCACAGGCGGCUGCUCCUUGAGGAGCCUUCAGGGGACAUGGACAGAAAGCACAAAAACCACCAUGGCGAAAAGUGGGACCCAGUGAAGCCGUCGGGGCCCACCCUCCGCUCCCCGUUACGUUGCCCGUGUGCUUUGGUGUUCCAGGGCAGGAGGGUGGUGGAAUCCCCGUCUUUGGAGGGCUCGGUGUCGGCCGUCCUGCCCAACAUCAAGCUCUUUGUGGAGGAUCAGCUCCAGACCAGCAUGGUGUUGGGGGUGAUGAUAGGAGUCGGGCUGUCGGUGCUGCUCAUGGCUACCUUGAUCCUGGUGUUGGUCCGCCGGUUCCGCCUCCAGAGGUUUCAGGCCCAGGAGCAGCCCAAGUAUCGAUUUCGCAAGCGGGAUAAAGUGUUAUUCUACGGGCGUAAGAUUAUGCGCAAGGUUUCCCAGUCCACGUCCUCCCUGGUCGAUACCACCAUCUGCUCUGCUUCUCGGCCCCGCAUGAAGAAGAAGCUCAAGAUGCUGAAUAUUGCCAAAAAGAUCCUGCGCAUCAAGAAGGAGCUGCCCACCCUGCAGCUGAAGGAGCCCCCUCCCUCCGUCCUGGAGGCUGACCUGACAGAGUUUGACGUGGCCAACUCUCACCUCCCCUCGGAGGUCCUCUACAUGCUGAAGAAUGUGCGGGUGCUGGGUCACUUUGAGAAGCCCUUGUUCCUGGAGCUGUGCAAGCACAUGACCUUCCAGCAGUGGCAGCUGGGCGAGUAUGUCUUCCGGCCCGGGCAGCCCGACACCAGCAUCUAUGUGGUCCAGGACGGCAAGCUGGAGCUGUUCCUGUCCGAGCAGGAUGGAAAAGAGACCCUUGUGAAGGAGGUGUUCCCAGGCGACAGCGUCCACAGCCUCCUCAGCAUCCUGGACGUGAUCACGGGUCACCAGCGGCCGUAUCGCACUGUCUCUGCGCGGGCAGCAGAGGACUCCACAGUGCUGCGCCUGCCAGUGGAGGCUUUCUCCGCGGUCUUUGAGAAGUACCCCGAAAGUCUUGUCCGGGUGGUUCAGAUCAUCAUGGUGCGCCUGCAGAGAGUCACUUUCUUGGCCUUGCACAACUAUCUCGGCCUGACCAACGAGCUUUUCAGCCAUGAGAUGCAGCCGCUGCGGCUUUUCUCCCAGCCAGGCCACGCCUCCCGCACGAGUCCUGUCCGGCAUGGCAAGCGCGUCGUCAGCACCUCCUCUGCCGAGGACGCCAAAGAGAGUGCUGGGAAGCCAUCGGAUGUGGCCAUCAAGGACCAAGGUGACCCUUUGAAGCCUGGUCUACUGGAGCCGCCUUCCGCCCCGCUAUUGAGCCGCUGCAUCUCUAUGCCAGUUGACAUUUCAGGGAUCCAGAGGGCCCCUCGGUCGGACUUCGACAUGGCCUACGAGCGUGGGCGCAUCUCGGUUUCCCUCCAGGAAGACAGCUCCGUCUCGUUAGCUGGCUUUGCCCGAUCAGUCUCCCAUGAGCCCCGGGAACGGAAAACGGUGACGGUAGAGGAGCAGCCAUCCGGGGUCUACCACUACAAUUACUGUGAGGAUGACUCAGCAGGUGGCGACUGCCCCUUUGGGCCCUACCAGGGCCGCCAGACGAGCGCCAUCUUUGAGGCUGCCAAGCGGGAGUUGGUCAAACUGAUGAAAAUCGAGGACUCCUCCUUGCUGAAUAACCGGGUUUUGCUGCAUCACGCCAAGGCUGGGACGGUGAUUGCCCGCCAAGGGGACCAGGACGUCAGCCUGCACUUUGUGCUGUGGGGCUGCCUACACAUUUACCAGCGGAUGAUUGACAAGGCUGAAGACGUGUGCCUCUUCCUGACUCAGCCGGGCGAGAUGGUGGGCCAGCUGGCCGUGCUCACCGGAGAACCCCUCAUCUUCACCAUCAAGGCCAACCGGGACUGCACUUUCCUCAAGAUCUCCAAGUCUGACUUCUACGAGAUUAUGCGUGAGCAACCCAGCGUGGUCUUGAGCGUCGCUCACACCGUAGCGGCCCGCAUGUCUCCCUUCGUGCGCCAGAUGGACUUUGCAAUUGACUGGAUGGCCGUGGAAGCCGGACGGGCUCUUUACAGGCAAGGCGACAAAUCCGACUGCACCUACAUUGUCCUGAAUGGGCGCCUGCGAUCCGUGAUCCAGAAAGGCAGUGGCAAAAAGGAGCUGGUGGGGGAGUACGGGCGUGGGGACCUCAUUGGUGUGGUGGAAGCCCUGACCCGCCAAGCCCGAGCCACCACUGUCCACGCCGUGCGGGACACAGAGCUGGCCAAGCUGCCUGAAGGGACCCUCAAUAACAUCAAGCGGCGAUACCCUCAGGUUGUGACCCGUCUCAUCCAUCUCCUGAGUCAGAAGAUCCUGGGAAAUUUGCAGCAGUUGCGCGGACCUUUCCGAGGGCCUGGUCUUAGCGUGGCCUCCAGCUCGGAGCUGACGAACCCGGCCAGCAACCUGUCCACGGUGGCCGUCCUGCCCGUGUGUGACGAUGUGCCCAUGGCAGCCUUCACCUUGGAGCUGAAGCACGCCUUGAACGCCAUCGGGCCGACCCUUCUGCUCACCAGUGACAUCAUUCGAGCGCGGCUUGGGGCCUCCGCCCUGGACAGCAUCCAUGAAUACCGGCUCUCUGGUUGGCUGGCCCAGCAGGAGGACAUCCACCGCAUCGUGUUGUACCAGACGGACUACACCCUGACCCCCUGGACUGUGCGCUGCAUCCGCCAAGCCGACUGCAUCCUCAUUGUGGGCCUGGGGGACCAGGAGCCCAUGUUGGGGGAGCUGGAGCAGAUGCUGGAGAAUACGGCCGUGCGUGCCCUGAAGCAGCUCAUCCUGCUGCACCGUGAAGAUGGGCCCAGCCCCGCCCGCACUGUGGAGUGGCUCAACAUGCGUAGCUGGUGCUCAGGACAUCUGCACAUCAAGUGUCCACGUCGGGUCUUCUCCCGGCGCAGCCCGAAUAAGCUGAGAGAGAUGUAUGAGAAGGUUUUUGAGAAAAAUGCUGAUCGCCACAGUGACUGCUCCCGUCUUGCGCGAGUCCUCACGGGCAACACCAUUGCACUGGUGCUGGGCGGAGGCGGGGCCAGGGGCUGCUCUCACAUCGGGGUGAUCAAGGCCAUGGAGGAAGCUGCCCUGCCCAUCGACCUCAUUGGCGGCACCUCCAUUGGUUCCUUCAUCGGUGCCCUCUACGCCGAGGAGAGGAGUGCUGUGCGCACCAAGCAGCGAGCCAGGGAGUGGGCCAAAAGCAUGAACUCCGUGUUUGCCACAGUGCUGGACCUCACCUACCCCAUCACCUCCAUGUUCUCUGGUUCUGCGUUCAACGCCAGCAUCCGCAAGGUGUUCCAGGACAAGCAGAUUGAGGAUCUGUGGCUCCCCUACUUCAACGUGACAACCGAUAUCACCGCCUCUGCCAUGAGGGUCCACAAGGAUGGCAGCGUGUGGCGCUUCGUCCGGGCCAGCGCAUCUUACACCCCCUAUUUGCCUCCUCUCUGCGACCCCAAGGACAGUCACUUGCUUGUGGAUGGCUGCUAUGUAAACAAUGUCCCAGGCUCGCUGUGGCGGUACGUGCGAGCUAGCAUGACCCUUUCCGGGUACCUACCGCCACUCUGCGACCCCAAGGAUGGCAAUUUACUGAUGGACGGCGGCUACAUCAACAACCUCCCAGCCGACAUUGCGCGCAACAUGGGGGCCAAGACGGUCAUUGCCAUCGAUGUGGGCAGCCAGGACGAGACCGACCUCUGCAACUACGGGGACAGCCUGUCGGGCUGGUGGCUGCUCUGGAAACGCCUCAACCCCUGGGCAGAGAAAGUGAAGGUCCCAGACAUGGCAGAGAUCCAGUCUCGUCUGGCCUACGUUUCGUGUGUGCGGCAGCUGGAGGUGGUGAAGACCAGUUCCUACUGUGAAUACAUCCGCCCUCCGAUCGAUCGCUUCAAGACCAUGGAUUUUGGCAAGUUCGACGAGAUCUAUGAUGUGGGUUACCAGCAUGGAAAAGUGGUGUUUGAUGGCUGGUGUCGUGGGGAUAUCAUUGAGAAGAUGGUAAAAGACCGGCACUCUGCAGACUUCUAUGAGAGCAAGCGCAUGGAUGUGCUGACGUGUCCCAGUGCAGGCUUCACAGACCUGGCUGAGAUCGUGUCUCGCAUUGAGCCGGCCAAGAGCUACGUGUCAGACAACUACGCAGACGGAGAGGAAUCCGACUAUCUGACCGAGUACGAGGAGGACGGAGUAGAUGCCGUGCAAGAGGAGGAAGAUCAGGAACUGCUGUUUGCCCCAGCCGAGCAGAACGCCGCCUUUGAAACGGACGAGGAGAAGAGUCUUCGGCACCGCCUCCGAGGGACCUCCCAAGAGACUCCUGCUCCUCCCGGCUCAGCUGCCACCCCUUGA